AUUUUGCGACAGUUUGACCUUCAAGUGCUCGCAACCCCCUAGGAGCGUUGCCGCUGAGGAGUUACCUUUUAUCUUGUUUUGGGGACAAAUGAAGCUGACUGAUUCUACCAUCCGAACUUUUAAACCUGUGAAAUAUUUUAAAGAAAAUUCAGACCGUAUCAAUUCCCUCAGUUAUUCGAGUAAUGGUGAGACGCUUAUUUCUAGCAGCGAUGAUGAUCAGAUGGUGACUUACGAUUGUUCUAGCGGAACACCUAAACGUACACUUAACAGCAAGAAAUAUGGAGUAAACUUGAUACAAUUCACUCACAGUCCGACGACUGCGAUUCACGCUUCUACAAAGAUUGAUGAUACAAUACGUUACCUUUCUUUGCAUGAUAACAAGUACAUCAGGUACUUCCAGAGUCACACUAAAAGGGUCGUUUCGUUGUGUAUGUCACCUAUUGAUGACACGUUCCUGUCUGGCUCAAUGGAUAGUACCAUUCGUUUGUGGGAUUUGAGGUCACCCAACUGCCAUGGUGUAAUGCAUGUUUCCGGUCGACCGACAGCGGCUUUUGAUCCAGAAGGAUUAAUAUUUGCAGCGGGGAUUAAUUCCGAAUCUGUUAAGCUCUAUGACCUACGAUCAUUCGAUAAGGGACCGUUUGCUACGUUCAAAUUGGGCAUGGAAACAAGCGGAUGCAUUUGGACCGGUUUACAAUUUUCCUCUGAUGGAAAGGCUCUUUUAAUAACGACCAACGGAACUCAUAUUCGUCUAGUUGACGCAUUUAAGGGAUCCCAUCUGCAUACAUUAGCCGUAAGAUUAAUUUCAAUACACUUUUAUAAACGAAUUGGGGGGGGGGUAUAUUUUGAAACACUGCAUAUUUUUUCACUGUCACAACAUAGUUAAGCAAAAAUAAAUCCACUUUUUUGUAGAAAUCUCGGCUAAAGGUACGUGGUCAUGUUCACCGAAAUAUCUCACCACUAAGUUAUAAGUAUUAAAUAAUCAAGAAGUUAAUGUCCAUAGAAACAUUUCUCAUAUAAUCUAGAGCUAAGUGUAGAUUUAAAUUUUAUAGUUGAACUGUGUCGGUUAGUAUAUUUCAUUGAAAACACGUUAUCUUGCUAGUGUCAUCAUCUCUGAAGUGUUGGUGCUUGGUGAAAUCUUAACUCAUUCAGCAUGCUGGCUUGGCUUCGACCAAAUUACUUCGAUCGUGCUGUAGAUGAGAUAUCCGUUUGUCAACAGAAGGAUGGGUUUACUGUGCGUCACUUCGUUUUUUAGACUAAAACGUGUCCUUUAAAAACAAAGGUUGUGGCAUUACAUAGCGUUAGAUAAGAGGUGUUAGCAAAUUACUCAGCAGGUUGUCAUCUAAGUGUUAUGUAUCAAUUGUUAGAUCUACUCAGUUUCUUAUUAGAAGAACCUGUCAAAUCAUUUGUAAUCAGAAAUUACUGUACGCACUCAUAGAACAGCACAUUCACAGGUUGCUUUUGUUUGAUCAUAGAUGUUUCCGAAGCAUCUCUAUCGUAAGUUGAGGCUGUCGAGUGAAAAAGGCUGAGAUUAGACAGGGUAAUUGGUAAACAUGGCAAUUCGGUUGAUAAGGUUGUGAGUCUUUCUCGACUGAGGUGGUUGGUACAUGCAUUAGGUGUACCAGACCACUGAUAAUUCGAUGCACGAUUAUCGCUAGUGCAUUAGUGGGUUGGAAGAAAACUCCAACCGGUUAAGCCAAGACGUGGUGUCGUAAUGAACGAGAACUCAGGUGUGGAAGACCAAUUCGUUGUUGAGUGCAAAUUUGCAGAGUGCUUACAUAAAAUAUGAAAACCACACAUUAAAUACAUAAUUUGCACAUCUUCCAUCAGUCGUCCUUUACAUACUUCAUGUUUCUUUAAAUUCUUUUGCUAUUACAAUUACUUUCUGUUCUCUUCAAUUAAAUCUUCUGCUGACAUGCUAAAUACUGCUUAUAUCAACAUAAGUAGCAUACGCCACAGUAUUAGUUCUUUAAGUAAUUGACUUUUGGACUGAACCUUGUUUACAGGUUGCGGUCAUGCAAUCAUCGUAACCGGUAGCCUAAGACGUUGGGUGACACGGUUCAGAAUCUGUUGGAAUGACGCAUGCUUUCACUCUUAGGCUUCCUUUUGGAUUCUGAGUUUCUAAAUCAUCUUGUAUUUUUUAUACGAAUUCUUUCUUGAAUCAUAUUGUUCAUGUCUAAUUUUUUUGCUACCAAGAACACUGCCAGUACUUUUGCUACUGGGAUUUAUCUUGAUAAUUUUAUCUGCCUAUACAAACGUGGUUUCGUAAUUUGCACUGAUGCACAUAUGCCAGUUGUUACGUCGCUUAUUACUGCAACUGGUUAACAUCAAGUAAUAAGCAAAAUAAAUAAAUGAGUCAACUUUAGACUUUUAACUGUAUAUAAACUGGAUUAAAUCCAAACAGUCCGCAUUAUCUUAGCCGGUCAUAUUUUACCUGUAAUAUUGGGUUUUGACCAGUUUAUUUAUGAAAUUUUAUGAAUUGUAAGCCGUUUCAAUAGUACUGGCUACGAUGUCAUAACCGAAAGUAAUGUUUGUACUGUACAACAUUAUGCAACCGUUUACUGGUCCUUACAGUUUUAGCUAAAAAAUAAAACCAUGGCCUCGUAAGGUGACCCUGAGGAGUCUUCUAACGUGGUGAUAAGUAAUUUACUUAUUACUAUGGUUUACUGUUUAGGUCGUAAGGUUUGAUCAUGUCAAUCAUAGAAUAUUAUUGAUUGUUGGAGGUUAGAUCUUUUCGGCAUAGUCUUGUAGGAAUUAGCUUAAGUAUUAUCCUUUCAAAGCUAUUAUUAAUUCAACACCUUACCAGACCGUAAUUAAUAAGUUCUGUGCAACUUAGUAAUCAAGCGUAAGUUCUUGCAUUUGAUCUUGAACUACACGUUUAGUGCAAGGGAUAUUUAUAUCAUUUUGGUAUCAGAAAGGGAGUAGUUAGGGGAACCUGACGACUAAAAGUCGGGUGCUAUGACCUCCCGGUCACCUUUCCAUCAUUCCCAUUUUCAUUGAAAGCUCAAAAUUAUCAACGUAAAGGAAGAAAAUUAAAGUUAUGGUAUUGUCAGUGGUGAAAAUACGAAAGCAAAUCUACGAGAGGGAAUAAAAAGCUGAGGAAGCUUAUGUUAUACUAGGCUGAUUUUAAACUACAUUAGCUAAGGUCCCCAAGUAAUCUUUCAUACAUCAACCUGGAUACUUACGUCUUUCUACAUGAUUCGAAUUAAGUCAGGAGCUUCGGCUGCACAUACAAUUACUCCAUACAUUCGUGUAGCAGCAGUCUAAAAGGUGUUUUAAAAGCUGGAUUUUAUUAUCAUUGCUUAACAGGACUUUUUUUGGGUACUCCAGGUCAGUAGAGGAAUCUUAUGGGUGGGGAUCGACUAGUACGGUAUCAGAGUAACGGUGUAUUACUUCUAGAAGUGCAUACGUGAAGUUGGAUAAAAAAUGAAGAGAGUAAACAAUCUCAACGAAUAUCGACUGUCAUAGUCACUUCAGACGAUCAGUCGCAAUAAAGCUCUUACGUAACUGUGAGUGUGCAGGUUGAAGACCACAUUAGUGCUAUAUGCUUGUCCAACACUUCUUUAAUUAACAAUUAGAUUUUACCACGUGGCCCUGACAGGUGGAGUGGAUUGCUAUCGUCAGGUUUGGGCAAAUGGUUCAUAAUCGUAGUUUACGUUUAUCCGUUGAGCUAUGAGCUGCAAAUUUUUGUGAGGAAUAGUUAUACUACUCAGCCACACAAAUAAGAGUAGCUAGUGUGGGUUUUAAGCAUGCAACUCCGAUGUAAUGGGUGAUAAUUUAAGCCCUGUAGAUAGACCAUAAUUUUGUUGGCGCAUUAAUGGCCCAUGAAACCCCAAUCACACAAUUCUUCAUAUAUUUAAUGGUAUAUAAUCAUGUUUCCUUUUCAUUUAAUAUAUGUCCAUCAUAUAAUUUUACUAAAGGAAAAUCCCCGCAAACCAGUUGUGUUAUCUGUUUAAUAUCAGUUAGUCUUAGAUGUGCCAGUAGUUCAAUCUCUCGAUUAGCAGUCAGUUGGCAACAUUGUAUCACCGUAUAAUUUACCAGUCAACAUUCUCUUCAUAAUUUUAACAAGAAAACCCUGCUCAUCAUCAAAAUUCAAAACUAUAGUUCAUGGCGGACGUAGUAGUUGAUAGUCGAGGCUUCUGGUCACUAAGCAUCACGAGCAAGUGAAAUAUGUAUCGAUUAUUAUGCAUACUCGGCAGGAUUUGUUGCGUAAUAAAGUUAAGCAUUCAGUUUAUUAUUCCUUGAGGACAACUUGUUGAUUAAUAUUCAUCUUUGUGUUUUAUUUUAUGUAUACUUAACUAAUUGGAUCUAAUUUUAACUAUUCGUUGUUCUAAAUAAUCUUCGGUUGGUCAAAACGCAUCUGAUUCAAGUCUUUAAUCGAGUACAAAUUUCUAUUUUGCUUUCUUUAUUAAAUAGCGAUUGGACUCACUAGACUUUAUUUAAUUUGUUGAAGCCCAUCUAAGACCGUAAAAAUGUCAGCUUAUAUCAUUAUUUGGGGAACUGAUAGUUUUAUCGUCAUUAUAAAACGGUCAUAGAGAUGAAAAUUAAAUUUACGAAUUCGCUGUAUCAGCGAAAAUUUUGUGCAUCUAACCUGUCCUCUGUAUAUUUGACUAGAAUUCACUCCUUACAUAUUUAUUAUCAUUUUGGUUUAUUUCAAUUAAUUGACUUUUAGAAAAUAGGAUUGGUGGCUUGAAUUGGCUUUCAUUUAUAAGGGUUUAAAAAUCAGACAUUGUCAUCAGCCCUCAUACAACUGAUGUGUGAUUCAUAUAUUUUUUGCACAAACCCAUACACAGUAGUUGAGUUGGAUUUCAUCACUGCAGUCCAGAUUAACAGUUGAUUCGUAGUUAGACAUAUGAAGUUGUUGCUCGUAUGCUAUAAUUUUAAUUUUAUUUGAAUAAUGUGUUCCAGAAUUUCUAUGUUACUAGUUUCCUACUAAAUAGGAUUUUCACCUUGACAGGUUAUACCAAAUACUGACAGACAAACGUUACAUGCCAGUUUCACACCAGAUAGUCAGUUUGUUUUAAUUGGUUCGCCAGACGGAGUUGUACAUAUUUGGUCUGUUGAAACUGGAGUACGUGUGGCAAGCCUACCAGGCUAUGAAGCUGCUACCCAGUUACCAAACGCAGCUAUUCAUAGUCUCGCUUUUAAUCCCCGGUUCGCAAUGCUAGCUACAGGAUCUAACCAAACAUCGUUCUGGCUUCCAGCUCUUGAAGAGUAGAAAUGAGUUGUCUGUGAUGUCAUAACUUUCUUAUUCUUCUUCACUUUUGUAAAUAUGUUACUCUUAACUAGCAAACUUCAAAUUGCUAACCAUUCUUAAGUUUUUGAAAAAAUACAUUUUCAAUUUAUGUGAUAUUAUUAGUGAUGCUAAACUAUCAAAUAAUAUGAAAUAAAAUUACAUAACAAAAUG
Molecule: messenger RNA, 5404 nt
Organism: Schistosoma margrebowiei
Lineage: Eukaryota; Metazoa; Platyhelminthes; Trematoda; Strigeidida; Schistosomatidae
Source: the annotation of a GenBank genome assembly